Molecule: messenger RNA, 1586 nt
Organism: Lampris incognitus (smalleye Pacific opah)
Lineage: Eukaryota; Metazoa; Chordata; Actinopteri; Lampriformes; Lampridae
Gene: tbl2
Product: transducin beta like 2
Exons: 7
Coding region: 90-1415 (441 amino acids)
Biological process (GO): endoplasmic reticulum unfolded protein response
Cellular component (GO): endoplasmic reticulum
Molecular function (GO): protein binding
Source: RefSeq, a predicted model, not a curated record
CUCGUCAACGCUAGUAUACCUUUGCAAGAGUAUCUCCUAUUGGUUUAUCGUAUUGCUAACUACGUGGCAGAAAACUAAGCUACUCGAAAAUGGAAAUAGCUGCCCUUCUUGCCUUGACUUUGUUAGUAGGAGCACUAAUUAUUUUAGUCGCCUUUGCAGUCGGGAGACAGAAAGGGGAAAUAACUGCAGAAACAGAACAGACUACAGACACAGUCGCUGAAGAGAGCAUAACAAAGGCCCCGGGCUCCAAGAAACAGAAGCAAGAAAAGCAGCGGAGCCGUAAGGAUAAAGUUCAACAACACACUUUCAGCCACCCUCUGUUGGCAGCCUCUUUGAAGAACCACAGUGGGAAUAUAACAUGCCUUGACUUCAGCAGCAAUGGGAAGUACCUUGCCUCCUGCUCUGACGAUCGUACAGUUAGGAUCUGGAGCACCAAAGACUUCCUGGACCGUGAACACAAAUGUCUGAGAGCCAAUGUUGAGCUGGACCAUGCCACGCUGGUCCGCUUCAGCCCUGACUCAAGGGCUUUUAUUACAUGGCUGGCCAAUGGAGAUACUAUUCGAGUCUUCAAAAUGAUCAAGAAGGAGGACGGGUCUUUCAUUUUCAAAGCUGCUUCUGAAGACUUUCCACAAAAACAUAAAGCUAGCAUCCUCAACAUUGGCAUUGCGGAGACAGGCAAGUUCAUCAUGAGUGCCUCCACUGACACCAGUAUACACAUCUGGGACCUGAAAGGGGAGAUAUUGGCCUCUAUCAACACUAACCAGAUGACCAAUUCUUAUGCUGCCAUCUCCCCAUGUGGCAGAUUUGUCGCUUCCUGUGGCUUUACUCCUGAUGUGAAAAUUUGGGAGGUGUGCUUUGGGAAAAGUGGCGAGUUCAAAGAGGUGGCACGAGCCUUUGACCUCAAGGGCCAUUCAGCAGGCGUUCAUUCCUUUGCCUUUUCAAAUGACUCUUACAGAAUGGUGACAGUGUCCAAAGAUGGGACAUGGAAGCUGUGGAACACUAAUAUAGAGUACAAAAAGCAGCAGGAUCCUUACCUUUUGAAGACUGUGCGUUGUCAGUCCUCUGACGGUAGCCGCGUGGCAUUGUCGCCUGAUGGCCGAGUGGUAGCCAUUAGCUGUGGCUGUAGCGUGACCAUGUAUGAUGCCACAAGCGGCCAGCUAGAGGAGGAGUUCCACAAUAUCCACCGUGAGGUGAUCACUGACCUGAGAUUUGACAUCAAUGGUCGCUUCUUGGUUUGCAGCGGUGACAGGGUCAUUCGCGUUUUUCAUAACGCUCCAGGUUACAGGGCCACAAUUAGAGAUAUGCAGGACAUGCUGAAGAAGGCCCAGAACGAAGGCAUGAAACAGAGACUACAGCAGCAGAUAAAAGAGGCACAGAGCACUCUGGACACUGUGUUUGCAACCCAUGUGAACUAAAGGAAGAGUGACAGUACGAGCAGACCAUCCCAGCACUCACCCUCUAAAUUUGUCUGUUUUCUCCCUCAUUCUGGUGCACUCUUACUUUAAUCCAAAUAUCCAUCAAUUUUAAUGAUCCACUUCACUUAAAUGACUCUUGUAAUUCUUGGAAUAAAGCUUUUCACAUGCAGU